UCCGGUCCUCAAAUCAACAAGGAAGUUCAACCAAUAAAUGAGAAACGACAUCUUCUCCGUUUCCUCACCUCAAACCCGUUAGACGGUAUAUUCUCCCCCCCCCCCCACAGGAAGGUCGCCGUCCACCUGUCGGUAUGGCGAUGUCAACGUUUCAGAAGGUGACCCUCGCGACGUGUCUCGUGCUGUGCGUCGCUCUGCUGCUGCCCAGAAUGCUGUUAUCCCGCGGGAAGAAGGAUGCUGAGCGGCCGGAGGGCUCAGGUCGCUUCCCUCCAUUGAUGCGCAGUCAGGCGGUCCCGGAGGGGCGAGGCCAGAAGGCUGCAGGCUCCGGCUUCUCCAGAGCCCACAACUCCGAGGCCGCAGCCAGGGCCAAGGGAGCAGGAACAGGGGCAGGAACCGGGGGCAAGUCCAACCUGGCGGGACAGAUCAUCCCCGUGUACGGCUUCGGGAUCUUACUCUACAUCCUCUACAUACUGUUUAAGAUCACAUCUAAGGGCAACAACAAGCCAGCCGAGAGCCGGUUUCCUUCAGUUCGGUCAGAGAACAAGAAGAGAAAGAUCACUGACUUUGAGUUGGCCCAGCUGCAGGACAAACUGAGGGAAACAGAGAUGGUGAUGGAGAAGAUUGUUUCCAACGCCCACCACAGUCCUGGCAGGGCGAAGGGGGUGACAGCGGAUCAGGAGGAGAGUCUCCUGCAGCAGCUGACGGAGAUCACCCGGGUGAUGCAGGAGGGCCAGCUGGUGGACAACAUGGCACCAGAGAAGAAGACCCAGGAGGACUGGGAAGUUUCUGCAGAUUACCCUGAGGAGCCUCAAGAGCCGUGGGAUCAUUCCCACUGCUGCUGUCAGCACAGUCAGCAAGACCCCAGUCCCCGGACGGAGACGGAGGCCGAGGGGACACGAGCUGAUGGAGCCGACCUAGAAAACCUUUCUGAGGAUGUUACAGGUGGAGGAGAGGCUGCACAGGGAGUAGAGGGUCUGAAUAUAGAGAGAGGAUCUGAAUUUACAGUAGCAAGUGAAGAGAAUGUGGAGCCAGAGAGCGUGAGGGCGGACAAGCGUGAACACAAGGAAGGGGGGUUUCAGAUGGAUCUGGGUGUCCCUGAGGACGACCUGGCUGGAGUCCUGAAGGAGCUGCAGCUCACACUGGAGAUGACGUCCAUGAUGGAGCAGGAGAAGGUGGAGGACCUGACCAGGACGACGGAGACUUCCUGCAGCGCCGUCAGACGGAGGAACAAGAGGAGGAGAGCCAAGAAAGCCUCACACUGACUCCCAACGGGACGCCAUGUGAACUUAAGCCUGGGCUUCUUUUAAAUCUGUUCUCAGCAGGCGGGUUGUUUCGCCAGCCUUGUUUAUCUUUACUUGAAGUAAGUAAGUGAGAAAAUGGGUGUGCGGGGCAGUUUUAUAGCAGUGACAUCCACGGGCUAGAACAGGAGCCAGUGUAGUUUAUAGUGGUGUGCAAAAAAAUCGAUUCACAUUCGUAUUGCAAUUCAAGCUCUACAGAUUCAAAAUCAAUUCAUAUUUAUUUAUUUUUAAGUUUUGUAAUGGCAUGUAUACUAUCACAUGGGAAAAGUAACUAGUUUUUUAUUUUAAAGAUGAUUUUUGGCCUUAUUUUUGACAGGACAGAUGAAGACAUGAAAGGGAAGAGAGAGACAUCCAGCAAAGGGCUGCAGGUUGGAGUUGUAGAACAGUGGAAACCCUUGUAAACAAACCCAGUAUUGAAUUCUGUUACGGGAGUGUUAUUUAUCAUAAGUCACCUGUUACUUUUAUCCAGCCUCUUUUCCUGUAAAAUGAUUUCACGUUAUUUACAAGUGCUUGAAUUAGAGGUGUUUUUUCAAAAUGUGUUACCAGCACACACAACUGAAUCAGGCCACUUGAAAACACACUUGUUCUGUAAAUGAAUACAUUUCAAAAACAUCAGAAAGAAAUAAUUUGCAAGAAAGGGAAACACUAAUGAUGUUACUUUCAUCACUUUAAUAGACUGGGGCGAUUGUGCCUUUUCUUCCUGCCAUCUUUAGAUCUAAGAUGCACAUUUAUUAGACCAGGAAUUCCAUUCAUCACCAUAAGUGCGAUGAGGAACAAUACAUGCACUGUACUAAAUUAAAGCAAAGGGCACAGAAAUAGUUCCCGUUUUAUCUUCUUCUCAGUGUUUAGGGAGAAAUCUUCUGUACUGAUAACUUUUUAGAAUUAUUUUUCAAGAACUAAUACAUUUUAAGAUUUUAACAAACCUUUUGUCUUAUGUUUCAAAUUAUUUAAAGAUUUUUACUUUUAUAAAAUUAAUUUAUUCACUGUUUAGAACGGCACCUGCGUAUGGCAUAUAAUAGUGAUAGAAUAACUUCUAUAAAAUGUUCUAGGUUAA
Molecule: messenger RNA, 2352 nt
Organism: Etheostoma spectabile (orangethroat darter)
Lineage: Eukaryota; Metazoa; Chordata; Actinopteri; Perciformes; Percidae
Gene: ric3b
Product: RIC3 acetylcholine receptor chaperone b
Exons: 6
Coding region: 135-1262 (375 amino acids)
Biological process (GO): protein localization to cell surface; synaptic transmission, cholinergic
Cellular component (GO): neuronal cell body; intracellular membrane-bounded organelle; neuron projection
Source: RefSeq, a predicted model, not a curated record